Molecule: messenger RNA, 4634 nt
Organism: Talpa occidentalis (Iberian mole)
Lineage: Eukaryota; Metazoa; Chordata; Mammalia; Eulipotyphla; Talpidae
Gene: NFE2L1
Product: NFE2 like bZIP transcription factor 1
Exons: 6
Coding region: 650-2968 (772 amino acids)
Biological process (GO): regulation of transcription by RNA polymerase II
Cellular component (GO): nucleus
Molecular function (GO): RNA polymerase II cis-regulatory region sequence-specific DNA binding; DNA-binding transcription factor activity, RNA polymerase II-specific
Source: RefSeq, a predicted model, not a curated record
GGCGGUGGCGGCGGCGAGGCCGGGACUCGGGCUGAGGGCCUGCUGUAGCGGCAGCUGCGGACGCCACGCUCAGCAGCGGGCAUCAGGCACAUUUCUUUCCCUGACUGGAGGCUCGUGGCGUCGCGAGGCCCAGGCUGAGGUUUCUCUGGAAACCCCCCUGGUAAGUGUGGAGGAGGCGGGACACUCUGACCCAAGACAAAAGGCCUGUAGCUCCAGCCAAAGAAAAUAAACCUUAGGAGGGAGAAAGAAAAAAAAAAAAAAAUCCAUCAGCUGUUCCUGAGAACAGCCUGCAGUGGAAUCUACAGAGAGGACAACUAAUGUGAGUGAGGAAGUGACUGUAUGUGGACUGUGGAGACAGUAAGUCACGUGGGCCCUGAGGGCCUGAACUGGGCUAGGAACAGUAGUACUUUCAGAAGUGAGGUGUCGAAAAGGGAAAAGUGAAUGUGGUCUGGAGUGUGGCCUUGGCUCCACGGGGUGUACUUUCCUCCAAGGCCAUCAGGGAGCUCAGACCCUGUGUUCAGCCUGGGUGGGGUCCAGGGUUUGGCACUGAGGAGGGUGACUUGCUGGCUGGAGCAGCAGAGCAGUGGCCUUGAUUUGUCUUUUGGAAGAUUUAAAAACCAAAAAGCAUAAACAUUCUGGUCCUUCAGCAAUGCUUUCUCUGAAGAAAUACUUAACGGAAGGACUCCUCCAGUUCACCAUUCUGCUGAGUUUGAUUGGGGUGCGGGUGGACGUGGAUACUUACCUGACCUCACAGCUCCCCCCGCUCCGGGAGAUCAUCCUGGGGCCCAGUUCUGCCUAUACUCAGACCCAGUUCCACAACCUGAGGAAUACCUUGGAUGGCUAUGGUAUCCACCCCAAGAGCAUAGACCUGGACAAUUACUUCACUGCCCGGCGACUUCUCAGUCAGGUGCGGGCCCUGGACAGGUUCCAGGUGCCAACCACUGAGGUAAACGCCUGGCUGGUCCACCGGGAUCCGGAGGGGUCUGUCUCUGGCAGCCAGCCCAGCUCAGGCCUGGCCCUCGAGAGUUCCAGUGGUCUCCAGGAUGUGACAGGCCCAGACAACGGGGUGCGAGAAAGCGAAACGGAGCAGGGAUUCAGUGAAGAUUUGGAGGAUUUGGGGGCUGUAGCCCCUCCAGUCAGUGGAGACUUAACCAAAGAGGACAUAGAUCUGAUUGACAUCCUUUGGCGGCAGGAUAUUGACCUGGGGGCUGGGCGUGAGAUUUUUGAUUAUAGUCAUCGCCAGAAGGAACAGGAUGUGGAUAAGGAGCUGCGAGAUGGAGCGGAGCAGGAGGACACCUGGCCAGGCGAGGGUGCAGAAGCUCUGGCUCGAAACCUGCUAGUGGAUGGAGAAACUGGGGAGAGCUUCCCUGCACAGGUGCCUGGUGGGGAGGACCAGACGGCCCUGUCCCUGGAAGAGUGUCUUAGGCUGCUGGAGGCCACCUGCCCCUUUGGGGAGAAUGCUGAGUUUCCAGCAGACAUUUCCAGCAUAACAGAAGCAGUGCCUAGUGAGAGUGAGCCCCCGGGUCUUCAAAACAACCUCUUGUCGCCUCUCCUGACGGGGACAGAGUCACCAUUUGAUUUGGAACAGCAGUGGCAAGAUCUCAUGUCCAUCAUGGAAAUGCAGGCCAUGGAAGUGAAUACAUCCACGAGUGAGAUCCUGUACAAUGGCCCUCCUGGAGACCCACUGAGCACCAACUACAGCCUUGCCCCCAACACACCCAUCAAUCAGAAUGUCAGCCUGCAUCAGGCAUCCCUGGGGGGCUGCAGCCAGGACUUUUCACUCUUCAGCCCCGAGGUGGAGAGCCUGCCUGUGGCUGGCAGCUCCUCGCUGCUCCCACUGGUCCCCAGCAAUUCCACCAGCCUCAACUCUACCUUUGGUUCCACCAACCUGGCGGGGCUCUUCUUCCCACCCCAGCUCAAUGGCACAGCCAAUGACACCGCAGGCCCUGAGUUGCCUGACCCCCUGGGGGGUCUGUUAGACGAAGCCAUGCUAGACGAGAUCAGCCUGAUGGACCUGGCCAUUGAAGAAGGCUUCAACCCUGUGCAGGCUUCCCAGCUCGAAGAAGAGUUUGACUCUGACUCAGGCCUCUCCUUGGACUCUAGCCAUAGUCCUUCCUCCCUGAGCAGCUCUGAAGGCAGCUCUUCCUCCUCCUCCUCCUCUUCCUCCUCCUCCUCUGCUUCUUCCUCGGCUUCUUCCUCCUUUUCCGAGGAAGGUGCCGUUGGCUACAGCUCUGACUCUGAGACCCUGGAUCUGGAAGAGACCGAGGGUGCUGUGGGCUACCAGCCUGAGUAUUCCAAGUUCUGCCGCAUGAGCUACCAGGAUCCCUCCCAGCUCUCCUGCCUGCCCUACUUGGAGCAUGUGGGCCAUAACCACACGUACAACAUGGCACCCAGUGCCCUUGACUCUGCCGAUUUGCCGCCACCCAGCACCCUCAAGAAAGGCAGCAAGGAGAAGCAGGCCGACUUCCUGGAUAAGCAGAUGAGCCGGGAUGAGCAUCGAGCUCGAGCCAUGAAGAUCCCCUUCACCAACGACAAAAUCAUCAACCUGCCCGUGGAGGAGUUCAACGAGCUGUUAUCCAAAUACCAGCUGAGCGAGGCCCAGCUGAGCCUCAUCCGUGACAUCCGGCGCCGGGGCAAGAACAAAAUGGCGGCACAGAACUGCCGCAAGCGCAAGCUGGACACCAUCCUCAACCUGGAGCGGGAUGUGGAGGACCUGCAGCGUGAUAAGGCCCGGCUGCUGCGGGAGAAGGUGGAGUUCCUCCGGUCCCUGCGGCAGAUGAAGCAGAAGGUCCAGAGCCUGUACCAGGAGGUGUUUGGGCGGCUGCGGGAUGAGAACGGGCGGCCCUACUCGCCCAGCCAGUACGCGCUCCAGUACGCCGGGGACGGCAGUGUCCUCCUCAUCCCCCGCACGCUGGCCGACCAGCAGGCCCGGCGGCAGGAGAGGAAGCCCAAGGACAGGAGAAAGUGAGCCUGGGGAGCAAGGGGGGUUGAUGCUCACCAAGUUGGAAACUGGAGAAGGGCUGGGCCUGGACCUGGACCUACAGCGGGGACUCUAAUGCCUUCUUAUCCAAUAGAUCUUCUCAGAGGGGAUGACUACGGGUCAGUGGACAGGAGGCGGGCGCAGGCGCUGUCUGGCUCAGCUUCCCCACUGGGGGUGGUGGAAGUGGCCAGAAGGUUUGGGUGGACAGGGUCCUCACCUCUCCUUUCUUUUGAGGGGGGGGGGUUGUUGGCAUUGCUGGAGGCCGACAGGGGAAAGAAGGGACUUGGGAGAGGAGAGGAAAGAAGUAGAAAGUCUCAUUCCUGGAAGGAAGGAAAAAAAACCCCAAAAAAUCAAAGCGGGAAGAAAAUCAAAGGCCAGGACUCCAGGCAGCAGGUUUUAGGUGGGACGAGGUAUUGGUGAGAGUAAACCCCACUUCACCCCAGGGCAGGGGUGGUGCACGGACAGGGUAGGUCUGGGAGGGGCUUUGUCAACUUUCUGCUCCCUGUGCUUCGGCGUCCUGGGAGGGGAGCCCCGAGAGCUUCUGUACUGAUUCCAAUGUAGGGGAGCAGCUGGGACCCGACGCUAGCUUGGAGGUUUAGGGUCAAUGGAUAAGGUGGACAGGAGAGGGUCACGAGGCCCUGUGUUGCCACAGCCCCAACACCAAGCAUGUCACUCUCUACCCUGCCUCUCUGUCUCCCACUGUGCCCGGUUACCCUGAGCUGAGGCUCCUGUCUCUUACCAGCGCCUGCAUGCGACCGCUGUUCUCCGCCCUCACCCUCACCCCUGCCCGGAGGUGGUCUGCGGCUGGGGUGCUGGCAGUCCCGGGCCUGCAGCCUUCCUCUUCUGGGGGCUGCUCGAGGCAGGGGGGGAUGGGGAAGCCAGGCAGUACUCAGCACAACACUGGGGAGCGACCCUUCCCGCAGGCCUCCCCUGCCAACAACUGGGCUUGUCACUGGAAAACAAAACCACAAAACCCAGCAACAAAAAACUAGUCCUCUUAGACUUUCUUGCGCUUUGAUUUUUUAGGGCUUGAGCCCUGUUUCACUUAUAGGGUAUAGAAUGCUUGUGUUGAGUAAAAAGGAGAUACCCCAAUAUUCAAAGCUGCUAAAUGUUCUCUUUGCCAUAAAGACUCCGUGUAACUGUGUGAACACUUGGGAUUUUCUCCUCUGUCCUGAGGUCUCUGUCUACUUUCUUUUUCUGGGUUUCUUUCUAGGAGAAUGAGAGGUGCAUGUAUCGGGGAUGAGCGCACACCCUCUCCCUCCCCACAGGCGCUCACAGCCCAGCUUAGCCAGGGCUCCUGGAGGGCUGCCUGGGGAAGGCAGAGGGGAGCUCCAGGGUGGCCAGACCCUUCCAGGACCAGUGUCUUUCAUUUUGAGCUGCCACUGCUGCCUCCACCUGCCCGGCUUGAGCACGGACUGCCCCAGGCUAGCAGGAGUGAGCCUCGGGAGGACACUGAUCAUCCCUCAACACACGGGGGACCUGAGCAGUAGGGAUAGAAGGCACAAGCCUGGGAAGUGCUUUUAUAAAUUAUUUUCCUUGUAGAUUUUAUUUUUAAUUUAUCUCUGUGACCUGCCAGGGAGAGGGGAGGGAGAGCGAGCGAGAGAGAGAUGCUGUGAGCACAUGACAAAAUAAAAUACAAUGGAUGAUCCUUUCU